CGGUAAGACCAAACAUUGUCUUUCAAGGUCAGGGGGAUGAUACCGUCAGAUGAAGGCCAGCUUUUUGGUUUAUACGGAUAUCUAAUCUUGGUCAUCUUCCUUGCCUUAGUAUGCAUAGUUCUGCAUCUGUUUCCAGACAUAAGGGCACGUCUGCCCUGGCAUAAUUCUAUUGAAGCAACCAAACACGCGAACGCUAAUACUGCUACAUUUAACACAUCCGAGAAUAUAGUUUCACAAUCAACAAAUGGAGUGCAAUUAAUUCAUUCGAAGAAAAAUCCCACUCUACGUAAACGUUCCAUUCGUAAGUUAACAACAACACUAUCAUCAACUGCAAAAUCAUUAUCACCGUCAUCAUCUUCAACAAAAUUAUCAGAUAAAUCUUCUUCCUUUUCUUCAUCUGUAAACUCCUUUAAUUCUAUUGAAUGUUGUCAGAAAUUAGAUGCAAUUUUAAAUGAUGUCCAAAAUGAAUGUGUUCACGAUACUAAUUUACGUUCGGUUAAACAAAAACCAGUUGCUAAUGAACUGAUGAUGACGAAUAAGAGCAUUGUUUCGAAAGACACAGACACUAUCACUUCUACGAUUCAUGAAGUAGUGAAGACAUCCAAUAGUAGUGGUAACAGUACCAUUGCUAAAUCAUUGAAAACAAAGAAAUCAAAUCCUAUACAUCAUGAGUCGUGUAAAGCAGUAGUUGAAUCGUUAUCAUCAUUGACGUCUUCAUCUACUGUUCCUGAACCACUGAAUAACUCAUAUAUAUCUACUCCUGUUCCUGAUACAUCUGUUACGCCACAAUCAUUAGAUACUACCGGGAAUGAUGAUGGUGAGUGGUUAUGUGCAAAUAUGAAAACAGUUAGACGUCGUCGACGCAAUAAUAAUAACAAAGACAUUAAACAAUUGACGAGUACAGAUAAUAAUGAUAAUGCUCAUGUUGAUGACACCAAAUUAGAAAGACACGUUCUACAACAACAACCAAUUGAGUUAUCAUCCUUAAUAGUCGCAGAAGAAAAUAGUCAAAAUAAGUCCAACUCUACACAUGACAUUAGUAGCAAUGAUCAACGGUAUUUAAUAACCAGUCAAGAUAUUAUUAAUUCUAAAACUAAUAGAAAUUUGGAACCUGAUUCUAGUCAUCAAUCUGUAUUGGAAUGUUGCAAAAAUACAUCUUCAAUGAUAGAAAAUGUCAAUUCUUCAUUGAGGAAACAUUCAUUAAUGGAUCAGUCUGUUUCUAGCACUACUACUAAUACUACUGCUACUACUACUAGUAGUGGUAAUGAUGCAUCUCUUGGUGUUCUUCAUUCUAAUUCUGCCAGUACAUCAAAACGUAAACGUCGUAAUAUUCCACGUAAAAAAUCUACUGAUGAAAUUAUUAUUAAUAAUGACAACAUAGAAUCUUAUAGUAUAUUAUCUAAUGAAAAUCAAUUUGAUGAUAAUAAUCUAAUGUUAUCAGGUACUACAGCAACAACAACAACUACUACUACUCCUACUCCUAUUAAUUCAUCAAUGAAACGAAAUUUAGAUAAACAAAAUGACGAUGAUGAAAGUGGCUUUGAAUUAAUUGAACUUUCAAAUACAUCCUCAUCAGUGUCGUCAGCUGUUGAAUCUGAUGAAUUAGAAAUGCAUUCAUCAUUAAUAACUACUAGUAGUACUAAUACUACUGUUGUUGAAAAGUCAUUAUUACCUCAAGCAUCAAUAUCACCACCUGAUCUGUUAUCACAUUUUCCACCAUUAAUUAAAGCAGAUAAUGGUGAUCCAAUUUCUGUAACAAUGGAAGUAGAACUCCUUGAAAGUGGAAGACAUCCACAAGCGAAUAAAUUACUAAAAUUAGCCUUAAGUAGUAGUAAUAAUAAUAAUAAUAAUAAUAAUAGUAAUAGUCAAACUAGUAAUCAACAGGAACAGUUAACUGAUGAUCUUGUCGGUGGGACUUGUAGUAUUAGUAGUCGUAAUAGUAAUAAUAAUGAUAGUAAUAAAGUUACUACGAAGCGUUCAAAAGUGAGAAAAGCUGAUUAAAUGAUAAGAAUAUGAUUUUCAUGUACUAUUCAACUACUCUCUUCUCCCUCUUUCUCUCCCUCUCUUUCUACUGAUAUAUGUCUUUAUUCUCUCUUUCUCUUGUUUUCUUUUCUCAUCUCAUCUAUAAACUUAUAUCAGAUUAUAUUUAUUGGUUUCUUACAUUACCUCCUAUCAUUGUAUUAUCCAAUUGAAUCAGAACAAUCUAUUUGUCACUGAUCAUCAUUAUGCUGAUUAUGUUUAAUAAUCUUUUUUGUUGGGAUAAAAUGUCCGUUUAUUCUCAUUUUUUGUUUCCCCUUCUCCCUCUCUCUCUCUCUCUGAAACAAAUAAUAGUAGAAAAAAUAGGGAUGAAGUAACUCAUCCCAUUUUCUCAGUUUUACCCCCCCUAUUUUUCUCUUCUUAUUCUUUGAGUUUUUGUGUUUAUGUUUUUCCACGUCUAUUCUUCCUGAAUAUAUAUUGUGUGUAAACAUGUUUUUGUAAAAAAAGAAAAUCAACAAUAGACGGAUACUCUUUAUCAUUAUUUCUUUCCUGGUAUAGAUUGUGUCAUAUUCCAUGGUCUAUGUUGUUUCCACUUUGUUUUUCUUAAACUAUUAUAUUUCAGAAAUACUGUCGUUGUUGAUGAUAUGAAUCUAUGUGUAUGUGAUAUUUUGGAGUCUCCCCUUUCCAGUGUGUUUAUCGCUGCUUGUUUUCACAUAUUUUUUUUGAUGAUCCUGAUGAUGAUUUGUCGACCUCUGUCUAUUGUCUUCUUAGUGUUUCUUUUGUUGUUGUUGAUUGUUUUCCCACUGUUCAUUUAUGACUUUUUUCCCCUUUUAUAUUAAAUGUUGAAACUUUACAGCAAUAUCACUUUCUUAUUUUAUCACCACUAAAUUGUUUGUUCUAUUGGCCUCAUAUUUUUUUUUAGCGCCAAAUAAUACUGUGAUAUUUACAUAAUUAAUAUGCAUCUUAUUAUAUUCUAUUUCGGGAUAAACAAAUAUUGUUCACUAUUUUUUAAUUGGUUAACUGAAUGUGUGUCAAGGUCAAGUAGACAAGGGCGCGUAUUUUUCUUGUUACUCUUUUUUGAUUGGUUAGCUGAUUGUAUGCAUUAGUUAUAUCUGUCUGUUAAUUUGUCCAUGAUAUACUUCCCAAGGUCAAACCUGAUUUUCAUGCAUUUUGCUGAUUUCUUAUUGGUUGGUUAAUCUUUUAUAAAACAUGUAUGUUAGUAGUGCAAACAGUUUAUUUAUUUUUAAAAAAAAACAUUUAUUGUCUUCUUCAUACUUCCGCCAUUGAUGUGUGAUUGACUAGAGAGAGAGAGAGAGCAAUUGGGAGAUUUGAUUUGUUUACACAGUACAAAAUAGUGUGGAUACAAAAAGAGUAAUAAUAAAAAUAAUGAUGGUGGGGGCUGUUGUUGUUGUUGUUAUGCCUUGAGUAUUAUCAAAGAGAGAGUAACAAACAAACUUCACGCCCUAAUAAUUAGUCAAACAGCUUCUAUAGUCAUUUGUGAAAAACAAUUAAUAUUAUUUAUUUACUUAAUUUUUGACGUAAUUAACUUAUUAUUAUUUAUGUCUAUAUAUUACAAUAUUUCAAUGAUGAUCCCUUUCUCUCCCUCCACCCCUAACUUUGAUCGGCCUAAUUUUCUGCAAUCUGUUUUCUUGUUGUUGUCUCAGUUUAUUGAUUAAUUAGUUAUUUUUAUUAAAUAUAUAUAUAUAUAUAUAUAUAUAUUGAUCGAUUGAUUUGUUUAUUUUGUUCAUGUGUGUGUGUGUGUUUACGUCUGUGCAUUUGAAGUGGGAUAAUAAUAAUAAUAAAAAGAUUCUUGAAAAUAAAAUGAUUUAAAUGCCUCGUUCUUAUUUUUGUGUUUUCUUGUGUGUGUUUUUUUACACCACUUGUCUUGGAGCUGAAUAGCUUAUUGAAUGAAUGGGGAAGUAUUUAAUGAAAUUAGUCAGUUUUGUUGUUGUUGUUGAGUAUCAGUCAGUAACAACGUAGAACUUUGUACGGACGUACAUCAGUUCGAGUUGCCAUACCACAUUAGCACAGAGAUGCAGUUGCCGAUUCAAAUCCCGUAGUGGUAGAUGUAGUCAAAGCAUAAGCAGUAAUUGGAAAGAUUAGGGUAUGAAGAUGUUAUUCAACGAGUAUAAUCCAGUGAAAUAAAUUUGGAAAGAGACAAAAAGAAAGGGACAUGAACAAUUCAGAAGAUUAGAAUUUAUGAAAACACAAAGAGUGGAUGCACUUGCGCCAUUGCAAACGAUUUUGAGCCAUGUCAUUCAAGGUCUCUAAUCAUCGGUUGCUAUCACCUCGAGGAUCCCAACCAGGUAGUCUACACUUACUAACAUGGUUCAGUCCACUUGUCAGUGAGUGACUUCAUGGAUUUGUGCCAUGUUUUGGUCUGGCCACCCCUAGCUUUCUUCCAACCUACUCCUACACCAUGAAACAUUUCAUGUCGAAGCAGUCGGUGAUUGGGCAUACGUGACACAUGUUCCAGCCAUCUCAACUGAUGAAGUUGUUGAGUAUAUCAAUUUCUAAAUAGUAGCUAUGUAAUAUUAAUAACCUGGUAAGACUAUAAUUUAUGAUUGACUUUUCAGUGACUCUAAACUGACCUUGAGAGUGUUCACCUGAUAACUAAAAUCAAAUGCGGGUUAUAAAAGUGUGUGAUGAAUUAGAAUUAUAAUUUACAAUUGAUUAGAUUUAAGUUUUUCAUCACGAACUGACAUUAGCUAUAAUGCCAAGAUUCUAUUUAACCAAAUGAAUGAGUGAAUAUCGUGUCAAAAUUUGAGACCUGUUUUUUACGUGAUCGGUUCUUCUAUAAACUAUAGUCUCGCUAAUAACACUUAUACACACAUACUAUAAGAAUGCUUAAAAUUUGAGCAAAAAAGUUUAUAAUCAGAGAGUGGUCUUGUGGAUAUUACAGUAAUUUAGUAGUUGAAUGUAUGAGUCAGUUGAUUGGUUUAAGUUAAACAUUAAAAUCGUUGGAUACCGGCUCAGUGAUUCCCAUUCCUGAUGAGUCCGCACGUGAGACUGAUAGGUCCUGGGUUCGAGUCUCGUGAGGCGAGGUCGUAGAUGCACACUGCUGAGGAGUCUCAUACUAGAAUGAAACGGACAUCUGGUGCUCCCAGGUUUCCCAUAGUGAUCUAGCUUCGAUCGACUCAUGAAUUCACCUAUGAAAAUUACUAUAAUAAUCACAAAAUCUCUCUCUAAUUAUAAUUAUAAUUAUUUAGUUAAAAGUUUUUCAUCCAACCUAUCAAAGAUCAUUUUUAUCUUACCGUUACAAUUGUAGGUUAAAUGACAUAACAUUGAGUAAUGGGAAGAGAGAGGAUUAAUAAUAAUCAAAGUAAUUAUUCAAAAAUCAAGUAGUUGCUACAUUGCAUAAUAUAUCUAAAAAAGAGAAGAAGGAACUAACAUAAUAUUUUGAUGAAUGGUCAGUAGUAUAAUAGUAAUGUAAGAAUCAAGAGACGAAUGUUGGAAAUAAGUAAAAUACGAAAGUUUUAUUUUAUUUUAACACAUAGAUAUUGCUACAAGGAGGCACUAAAUACACAUGCGCCAUACAGAUCUCAUUUGAUAUGUUUGAGGGAUGUGAUACUGCCCGGAUGCCCAAACCGAAGCAAGUGGUUUUCUUAGGGGGUCACUUCCUGAGCCUUCGAUCUGAAGGUCUGAUCCGCAAGACAGUAGAGCAUCGUAAGGAGAUGUAGUCCCAUGGUAGCCGGUGACAAACGAUUGGUUCAUACGCCAUUUGUUCCCGCAGGAUACUGGAAUGAGGGUUUUUCAACUCCCCUAGGUUCACUCUCUAUAUCCACCAACCCGGUUAAAGCAUCGGACAUUCGCUUUUUCGUCCUCGCAAUUCCCUAAACAACACCCCCAAUGAGAGAAGGCAGUGAGCAGGACUUCCCUGGCAGAGGCUAUAUACGCGUGGCUAUAUGAGAGCAUUUCGAGAGGGAGAGCGGACUCUUCCUACUCUCGGCCGUACCAUGGCAUUUUGGGGCAAAGUUCUGCUACAAACUCACUCGUUUACCGAUGGCGAAGGUGGUGAGAGUGGUUGUACAAAUUUCUUUUAGAUGCAAAGGUUUGGUUUGUGAACUUGGAUUCUAAUGGCUUCAGCAAUGUGCAAAAGACGAUUUCAUAAACCAUACGGCAAAUUCGAUGAAAUAUGGUGGUUAACUUUAAAAGCUUUAUUCAAUUCAACUUGAUGAUCUAUGUCCACUAAGUUAGCGAGAAUAGAACUAUUAACCAUUCUUACCUGUCCGAUGUUUUACUCGAGUACAAAAUUAAAUGUUUAUUGACUUGUAUUAUCAAAAACAUGACUUUACAUUGUGAGUAGUCACAAUCUACAAAAAGAAUAAGUUGAAACGAGAAUAAAUAGGAUGAAUAGUGUGCAAGAGGCUCAAUUAAAAGUAAGAUGAACUUGACAAACCAUCAGCAAUACGUCGUUUUUCGAUUGCCUAUAUUAUGGAAGGAUAUAUAUAUAUAUAUAUAUAUAUAUAUAUAUAGAAUUAGUUAGUGAAGAUUAUAUCAGCCUGAAGGUGUGACCUCAAAGCACAGGAAAAAAACAGUUGCUUGAUGCCGAUUACACAUGGGCACCACCGAUAGCUGUGUCUAAAUUUGAUAACAGUUUAUGAGCAACCGAAACUCGAACCAAGAGCAAAACAAUAUGGAAACUGUUGCGUUUAAACAAAUGCACAAAACUGUGGAUAAC
Molecule: messenger RNA, 6658 nt
Organism: Schistosoma haematobium
Lineage: Eukaryota; Metazoa; Platyhelminthes; Trematoda; Strigeidida; Schistosomatidae
Exons: 4
Coding region: 37-2001 (654 amino acids)
Source: RefSeq, a predicted model, not a curated record